Messenger RNA from Talaromyces marneffei, 1719 nucleotides. RefSeq lists its product as uncharacterized. The coding region runs from base 1 to 1719 and encodes 572 amino acids. Lineage: Eukaryota; Fungi; Ascomycota; Eurotiomycetes; Eurotiales; Trichocomaceae. The record is from RefSeq and is a predicted model, not a curated record. The transcript is spliced from 3 exons.
AUGGAGAGUGUGCCUUUGACACUGGCACAUACUCAUGCACGCAAUGCUAUGCUUGAGACUCGAAAGUCGAAUCCGGUUGCCGCAAGUGAAGAACAUGAUUUGGCGGCGGGCGAAUUCGCAACCGCGUCUCAACACUGCCUAGACGCCUAUGCUCUUCGAACCUUGAAACUUCUGGAAGAAGAACACAAAAGACUCGCUACUCUCCUACGGUCCCAACACGAACAUCCCGGUAGUGUGUCUUCGACGGAGCCAUCCACAGCAGCUCCUGUGAAGCCUCGUACUAAGGACCCUCAGGCCGAUGUUUCCAAUCCGCCUAAGACCAACCCGAUUAGUUCUUCAAUAUCUGCAGCUACAAAUGACUCGCUACAACAGCCACCGAGGCUUCCUGGGCACCAUCGCCAAUUACAGAGAGACACCUCCUCCAUCGCCAGUAACCUAGCCUCCGCCCGUGGUAUACCUGCUUAUCCUCGACGAGCUUCUCCCGCUUCGCCGACUCUUUCCGCUCAACCUGCUGGAGGCCAGUUAUCGGAUUCUCCAUCCCGAGCCAAGACGAGCGAAGGAAGGCUUCGCGAGCGAGCAGGCAAAUUCCCAACUGCACCUAGACAAUCAUGGGCAUCUCCAUCCAUCAGUCCAACUGAGAUCACAUCACGGCAGAUUGUUCCCGCCCUUGCGCAGGAACCGGAACAGAACCGGGGACGUUUUUCUACGACGGACGAAACGUUUCAAAAGUUUUACUCGAGCUUCGAGGGUUUAAUUUCCAAACUUUCUGCACCAUUGGCAUUCGCGGGCCUACCUUUGGGUACUGAUACAUCUGAUCCUAUGAAACAAAAAUCUCCUGCGGAUACAAAAGUCGACCGUCAUAAUGCCACUUCGCAACGCCCAACUGCAUCUGCGGAGCCGGAUAUUAACAGUUUAUUCUCGCGCGCUGCUUUAAGGGCCGUGCGUGAGGCAAACGGAGGCAUGCCUAGCAGUGGCGCAGAAUCAUUUUAUGUGGUCCCUACGACAGGCGGCACUGUAUCUUAUGCUGGCAUUUUGUCUCGCACACAAAAGGAGACUCGACGGGGUAGUGUAGAUGAUGGGGACGAAGACUUUGUGGAUGCGAGAGAAACUCCGCCCUCACCGGAGAUGCGACAGAGCUUGUCCGGAAGCCGGACGAGAUUAGCACGUGGGGCUUCAGAGAAAAGUACCAAGACAAUGGAAGAGUUGCGCUUGGAAAAUGAAGCCUUGAAACAAUUAUCCGAUCAACUUUCCAAACGCCUCCACAUGUGGGAAGUGAACGCUCAAUCGUCAUCUAUGGCCCUACAGCAGUCUUUGAAAGCAAUACAUCAUCAGCAGAACACUUCGUCUCCAACAGCAUCAGCGGCAAUGCCGCCACUUACUUCACAUUUGGCGCAACCAAGUGACAUGCCAUCCGCGGUAGACAAUCAUGAGAAGCGAAUCAGGGAACUCGAAGAAAUCAUCCAACGCUCCGAGAAGGAACGUGACAAAGCCGUGCGGGAGAACGAAAAACUCAAGUCUGUUCUAGGCCGGUACCGUGAUAGGUGGGAGAAACUAAAAGAAGGAGCAAAGACAAGGAGAAAUGCCAUAGAGUCUUCUUCUACAGCUGCUAUGGAGAGUCCUACAACCACGCCAACGUUGCACCAAGGCGAGGAUCAGGAACCAUCCGGAGCCCCAGACGAACAGAAUCAGUCAAGUGGGAAUGAUGAGGAUGCUGUCUGA